Panicum virgatum (switchgrass) is the source of this 1497-nucleotide messenger RNA. Its product is annotated as UDP-glycosyltransferase 91D2-like. The coding region runs from base 1 to 1296 and encodes 431 amino acids. The record is from RefSeq and is a predicted model, not a curated record. NCBI's taxonomy places the organism in Eukaryota, Viridiplantae, Streptophyta, Magnoliopsida, Poales, Poaceae. The transcript has 2 exons. Gene Ontology annotation, molecular function: UDP-glycosyltransferase activity.
AUGUACGCGACCAAGCCGCUGUCCCUGUUCAAGAGCCACCCGGAGGCGGCGUCCCGGCCACCGCCGGAGGGCCGGAACACCGGGUACCUCGUGGUCAAGGGCCCCGGCGACGACGGCGAGACGUGCUGCUGGGGCACCUGCGGCGGGACGCGCGUGCGGGACCUCCCGUUCCCGCAGAACCGCGUGCUCACGGUGCGCUACACGGAGGACCACGGCGAGGGCAGCGCCACCUACGCCGACGCCGUCGUGUUCGUGCCCGUCCCCGACCAGCCCCUCGCGUCCAACCGCUACUACCCGCCUACCCAUUUCCCUGCACCUUGCGCGAUGUUCCAAAUCAUCACGGCGACCGGAAUCGCGUACAUGGGCUCACGUCGCCAGAACGUCAGCCAUCCCCGCGUCACCGUCGAGGACUUCAUGCCCAUGCCGAGGUGGUUCCCCUCCCCACCUUCCCUCGCCUUCCGCCGCCACGAGGCCGCCUGGAUCGCCGCCGCCAACCAGCUCAACGCGUCCGGCGUCCUCCUCGUGGUGCGCAGCUGCCCGGAGGUCGAGCAGCCCCGGGUGUUCCCGCUGCUCCAGGAGCUCUUCCGCAAGCCCGUCCUCCCCGCCGGCCUCCUGCUCCCGGAGGACGGUCUGCGCGAGUCCGACGGUGACCAUGGCGACGGCACCGGCGUCGCCGUCGCACGGUCCAGUGCCUUGCAGUGGCUCGACGAGCAGCCUCCAGGGAGCGUCGUUUACGUCGCGCUGGGUAGCGAGGCGCCGGUGACGGCGGCGAGCGUCCGCGAGCUCGCCGCGGGGCUCGAGCUCUCCGGGGCACGCUUCCUGUGGGCGCUCCGGCCGCCGAGCGGCGCCGCCGCCGGCACGCCGCUGCUGCCGGACGGGUUCGAGGAGCGCACGCGGGCGCGCGGCAUGGUGUGCGCGGGGUGGGUGCCGCAGGUGCGCGUGCUGGCGCACGCCGCGGUGGGCGCGUUCCUGACGCACAGCGGGUGGGGCUCCGUCGCCGAGAGCCUCCGGUUCGGCCUCCCGCUGGUGAUGCUGCCGUUCAUCCUCGACCAGGGCCUCAUCGCGCGGAUGAUGGCGGAGCGGGGUGUCGGCGUGGAGGUGGAGCGGCGCGACGACGAUGGCUGGUUCGGCAGGGACGAUGUCGCCGAGGCCGUGAGGCGCGUGAUGGUGGGGGAGGAGGGGAAGAUGCUCGCGCGCAAUGCCAGGAGGCUGCGGGAGGCGGUCGUCGGCGACGACGGUGGCCGGCAGGAGUUGUACGUCGACGAGCUCGUUCAAUUCUUGCAGAGGCACAAGUAGUUCACCUAGUCGCUUUGAGGAAUUGGGGCGACGCAAGUGUUCCACGAGCUCAGCUCGUUGAAUGCUACUCAAGACAAUUGCAUUGCAUUAUUGGUGUACCAUUGGCUGAGAUUUAUUUUACUACGGUACAUCUUCAACAAGCUGCAUCUGAUAUCUUCUUAUGAACUGUAACAGUAUGCGUUACAAGUUUCGUUCUAGGAC